Helobdella robusta is the source of this 252-nucleotide messenger RNA. RefSeq lists its product as hypothetical. The annotation marks the transcript as partial. Lineage: Eukaryota; Metazoa; Annelida; Clitellata; Rhynchobdellida; Glossiphoniidae. Gene Ontology annotation, cellular component: cytoplasm. Gene Ontology annotation, biological process: proteolysis. The record is from RefSeq and is a predicted model, not a curated record. Gene Ontology annotation, molecular function: calcium-dependent cysteine-type endopeptidase activity. The transcript is spliced from 2 exons.
UGGAAUUUCGGGACGUGGGAGGACGUAUACAUCGAAGACAGGCUGCCCUCUGUCGAUGGGAAAUUGGUGAUGGCCCACAACGUCGAGGAACCCAACGAGUUGUGGGUGCCUCUCUGUGAGAGCGCAUAUGCGGGGUCCUACGAACAUUUGUGCGGAGGUCAGACCACCUACGCCCUCGUUGACUUCACUGGCGGAAUAACUGAAAGAAUUGAUCUAAAAACUGUUAGUCACUCGUUUAUUCAUUUGUUAUUA